UCCUCCGCUGAAUUCCGGUUGUGUUCUGGAACUUCGGGCAUUAUCGAUCCUCUUCCAGAGGGCUUUGCAUCGAACCGACACCGGUUCCUGUUUCUGUUCGGUUCUGUCAGGGUUACUUUUCAUCAUCAUUCACCCAGAGCGGAGCACCCAGCGCACAGGGUCCAUGCCGGAGCCGAUCCGGGAUUCAGAGGAAUAAACUCCUGCAGGAAUCCUCAGUGGGAUCAUCUCUCCCCAGCCGACUUCCUGUUUGUCUCAGUGAAACAUGAUCCGACCUGUUGCUGGGGUCGUUCAUCGGGACUGGCGUCGUCAUGGUGACCUGCACACUGUAAACAUGUUGAUGCAGGGUAGAGACCUGCAGAGACUCGGGCCGAGAGUCUGAGUCCUGCCCUGAUUCAGUUAUUUUAUUUUUUACCUCAGCUUUCUAAUUUCCAGAAGCCCAGAUCGGUUCUGUCUCACUUCCUUUCACUUUUGGCUGAAAUAUUUACUUUUCACAAAUCUUUUUGAUCGACUAAUGAUUAUUUGACAAGCAGCUUUUUAAAAUUCUUCUCUUAAUGGUAGACAGUCUUAAGGAGCCCAUGAAGUUCAAAACAGAACUGCAUAAAGUGUGUUUUCAUCCCACACCGGACUCCAUUUGGACCAUUAGUCUUUUGCGUUCUUGUAACCCCUCCGCCAUCUUUGUUUCUGUAUUAAGGGUUCUGCUUAAGGAUAACCAGCAGCGCCCUCUGCUGAAUGGAGGUCAAACUACAACACUAAAAGAAGGUGUAAGAGAAUGUUAUUGGUCAAUAGAUCAGAACUAAUUUUAAUCUAAUAAACAAUUAAUUGUAAAUAGAUUAAUUGUUUGCAUCCUUAAUCCAUCUAUCACAAACCUGCAAAUAUGCAGGUAACUGCAAUAAUUGUGGAUGAAGGUUUUGAUCUUUAGCAGCAGAAUUUGAGAGAAGAAAAAUGGUUGUGGAUUAUAUUGUGGAAUAAUAUCUAAACCACCUCUUGUGCUGCAGGAAAGAUGCUGUGACCAAAAGAGUCAAUAAAUCCCAGAUCAGGUCGGAUUUUAAGGGAUUAUAAAGAUAAACUCAAUCCUGCAGAGCUGCUGUUUUGGGUCAACGGUUAAAGGGCUGUUAAUUAUUGAAUGGAAACACUUUCAUUUCCUGCAAGGAAACCCGAUGACCUCAUAAGCCACUUAAAUAGCAAAAAAAACAGAAACUAGGGGGAAAAAAAACAAAAAUGUAACAUUUUUGACUCAGACUUUAUUUCUAGAAAAACAUGAACAUUUCUAAGACUAGUCUCAAAAUUUAGGAGUUUUCUUCUUGCAAAUUUCUGACUCUUCAAACUCAAAAAUUUCCACGUUUUUUCUCAAACAUUUCUAAGAUUUAUUUAUUUAUUAUUUUAUUUAUUUAUUUUUUUGGCGGAAAUUUAGUCCUUUUUUCUGUCUGCAACAGUCGAAAUAUGCUGUUGUACAAAUAGCACAAUACUAUCCGCCAUUUUAUUUUAGUUAUUUGUCCAGAUGAAUAGUAUAAAUAUGCAGCUGUUCGUUCUGCGCUUCCACACAUCCGACUGGAAAUGUGUAAACUAGCUGCUUAAUCUGAGCCUCAGUAAAAAUGUAACAAUUUCACAGAACAUUGUUUUAAACUCAUCAAGUUAUUAACACUGACAUGUUUCUCCAUCAUCCAGCUCGUGCAUGUGACUCUGGUUUAUUAUCAGAUUUUUAUGACCAUCGUUCCUCCAGAGGUAAAAUGUUCAGAAUCAGGAAUCCUCAAGCAGAUUAACGCGGUUAACUGCUGCAGGUUGCAGAAGAGAUCUGAUUUCACCUCCUCUGUUUCUGUGUUUGCGGAUAAAAAUAACCUGAAGCGCUCUGAUCUAUAAAUAUGUCCCAGAUGGGCUCCACUCCAAGCUGACGGAGCCACAGGCAGGAGGGAGGAGACCAGAGGAUCUAUCCAGCAAAACGCUGGAAACAUCCUCAGAGAGUUUGGGAGCAGUUUCUGGGAUACACUGCAAGAUACAAAAUCUAACCAAGUAUUUUUGGUGUAGUUUCUAAUGGAAAUAUCUUGAAAUAAGACAAAACUAACUUACAAGUAAAUUUUAAGCAAGGUUCUGUGGCUGAUCCAGAACCAGCCUGUGGGACUGCAGGGCUCUGUGAGGAGGAUGAAACUCCUCCGCUCACGGCCUCUCCUCCGGUGGUGUCUGCUUCUCCUGGGAGUCGGGUCGCUGCUGCUUCUGGUCCUCCUGCAACAUCUCACCGACUCCGUGCAGCAACAAAACCCAGGUUUUCCUGUCCUGGAAGGUCCUACAAGGCCUGAAGGGAAGGUUCCGUCCUGGCAAACUGAAGAGAUCCGUGCUGGACUUUUCCCCGGCUUCCCGCCUGUCCUCCAUCUUUGUUCUGACCUGUUGAUGGGCAAGAAGCAGCCCGUCACUAAGCGCCACAGGAAGCUGCUGCUGAAGAGCGCCCCCUCUGGAGGUUCUACGGAGCUGAGGACGCAGCAGUCUCGGCGCCGCCAGCUGAACAACGUCUGCUCCGAGUACCAUCCGGUCCGCCGGAGGCGGCAGGUCAGGCUGCAGCAGGUGUCUCGGCUUUACGUGGAGGACCGGUUCCGACUGCUUUACUGUGAGGUGCCGAAAGCCGCCUGCUCCAACUGGAAACGGGUCCUGAUGGUUCUGGCUGGCAGAGCCCAGUCCACUCAGGAUAUUCCUCACGAUGCAGCUCAUUACAGCAACCAGCUGCGGCGGCUGGACAGCUACGAUCGGGCCGGUAUCGCCGAGAGACUGCGAACCUACACCAAGGUUCUGUUCGUCAGGGAGCCCUUCGAGCGGCUCGUCUCGGCCUUCCGGGACAAGUUUGAAAAUCCGAACUUCUACUAUCAUUCCGUGUUCGGACGGGCCAUCAUUUCCAGGUACCGGGCCAACGCCACAAAGUCGGCUCUGAAUACUGGCACCGGCGUCACUUUCAGGGAGUUCGUUCAGUACCUGCUGGACGCGCAGCGACCCGUUGGGAUGGACAUCCACUGGGAGCGGGUCAGCCAGCUGUGCAGCCCGUGUCUGAUCCCCUACGACUUCAUUGGGAAGAUCGAGAGCCUGCAGGAGGACGCCGACUUCCUGCUGCGCGGCAUCGGCGCUCCGGAAAACCUCACCUUCCCGGACUUCAAGGACAGGAACCCGCGGGCGAAGCGGACCUCGUCCAGAGUCACCCAGGAUUAUUUCUCCCAGCUGAACCGCACGGAGAGGCAGAAGGUGUUUGAGUUUUAUUACAGGGACUACCUGAUGUUCAGCUACCCCAAACCGUUCUCCGACCUGCACUGACUUACACCUUAAAGGAGCAG
Messenger RNA from Gambusia affinis (western mosquitofish), 3308 nucleotides. Its product is annotated as carbohydrate sulfotransferase 8-like. The record is from RefSeq and is a predicted model, not a curated record. The transcript is spliced from 6 exons. Bases 2137 to 3288 code for a protein of 383 amino acids. Gene Ontology annotation, cellular component: membrane. Gene Ontology annotation, biological process: proteoglycan biosynthetic process; carbohydrate biosynthetic process. Gene Ontology annotation, molecular function: sulfotransferase activity. NCBI's taxonomy places the organism in Eukaryota, Metazoa, Chordata, Actinopteri, Cyprinodontiformes, Poeciliidae.